AUGUCAGAGAAGCCGGAGGACCCGAAGGAUUUCCUGCCCACGGAGAGGAAGUCCACGUGGAGGACGGCCGAGGAGAGGCGCAUGUCCGACCUCACGCGGGUGCUGGAGUGGCUGGAGCGGAGGCAGGGGAAGAAGCAGCAGGCGCCCCAGAAACAGACCAUGCCAGUAGCACCCCCUAAAGCAACUGUGAAGGAGAAAAAGAAAGUUAAAAUCACCCCGAAACAGGCAACAAAAGACACCCGACGGGUGUCAUUCUCUGAGCAGGCCUCAAAGCUGCCCUCCAGGAAGGAGGGGGACCCCGUCAGGUACCGAAGGCUGUACAGUAUGGACACCAAGGGGAAGCGCCUGAGCAUGGUCCCCGCCAACUACAGCAAGGACGGCCUCAUGAAGUCCGUCUCGGAGCUGGACAACAAGGACUCCAACACCCCAGAGCCCGCUCAGCGCUUAAUGCCCUACUACCGACAAAGCGUGGCCGACCCCGGCACACAGGACAUAGCCUUUGCCGGGCGGAAGUCGACCCUCCUGAGAGACUGGGUGGGCAAGAUUCCCGACUCCUCCUACGAGCGCAGGCUGAGGAACCUCUUGGACAAGAACGCGGAGCCCAAGCCGGACUUGGUGAAGGCGCUGAAGCCGGAGGAGGUGCUGAGCUGCCGGUACCUGAGGCUGUCCAAGAACAACAUCCGGACUCUGCUCAAGCUGUGCCGAGACGCGGGGCUGGUGGUCGACAUCCACCCCCACAUGGUCGAGGCGGAGAUCGACGCCAAGAAGGUGUUCGCCACGAACCCCACCGUGGCCCUCUAA
Messenger RNA from Molossus molossus (Pallas's mastiff bat), 801 nucleotides. RefSeq names its product chromosome unknown C16orf78 homolog (gene CUNH16orf78). The coding region runs from base 1 to 801 and encodes 266 amino acids. The transcript has 6 exons. NCBI's taxonomy places the organism in Eukaryota, Metazoa, Chordata, Mammalia, Chiroptera, Molossidae. The record is from RefSeq and is a predicted model, not a curated record.